AUGCAGGUGAUGGAUGAGUUGGAAGAGGGCGCGGGCCUGAAGUGGGUCCGGACCACGGUAGAACUCGACGACCACAUCAUCGUCCCGAACCUUGACCCCGUUGCCAUGUCGAUCGAGCCGGACAGGACUCUCGAAGACUACUUGGCGUCUCUAUCCACACUGCCCAUGGACCACUCCCGUCCUCUCUGGGAGUUUCAUGUCCUGGACUUCCCCACCUCCGAUGCAACAGCUGCCCUUGCUUUUCGUGCACACCACUCCCUCGGGGAUGGUGCCUCGCUAUUAUCCCUUCUCAUUGCAGCCGCCGACCCGUCCAAGGUGUUGCCGACCACCGCCCCACGCCGCGUCAGCACAAUGAAAGCCUUGACACCACGCUCACCUUCAUCUACGGGCGCGGGUGUCAUGGUUGUUUUCACUGUGUGGAUCGUGUCUUUGCUUCUUCUUGUGUGGCACACAGUUGUGGAUAUAGUAUGUUUUGCUGCAACGGCCAUAUCGAUGCUACGCGACCCACCGACAUUGUUCAAAGGUCCUGGGGGCGCCGAGUUUCGACCCAAGCGCUUCGUGAACCGCAUGUUGAGCCUUGACGACAUCAAGUAUGUCAAGAGCGUCAUGUGUUGUACUGUCAAUGAUGUUUUGCUUGGAGUGACUUCUGCCGCCUUGUCUCGGUAUUAUUUCCGAAAAACAGGUGAAAGCGGCAAAAAGAACAUCAAGGUGCGAUCUACCUUUAUCGUCAACCUAAGGAAGAUGACUGGACUACAUACACUAGCUAGCAUGAUGAAAUCGGGCAAGGAGAACGACGUGAAGUGGGGAAAUCAACUUGGCUACAUGGUACUCCCUUUCCAUAUAGAAAAGCACGACGCCCCUCUCAAGUACGUCGAGAAGGCAAUGAGGAUAGCACACAGGAAGAAGAGCUCCAUGGAAUCGGUCUUCACGAACUGGAGUGCAUUGAUGAUAACGAAAAUCUUUGGUAUUAAGGUCCUCCGUCAUUUUGAUCUUAUUUUCAUCUUGUUGUUUAAGUGUUCUUUCAAUUAAUCCUCUCCAAGGGGAUUAGAUGGGAUUCCCUCUCAACCCCCCACCAAAUCGAACAAGGCUUAAAACGGUUAGCUUCAUCACGUGAUAGGUCAUAUCAUGUAUAUUCUUGCCAUACAUACCAAUGCUACUCAAUGUUAGGUCUCUAACUUGGAA
Hordeum vulgare subsp. vulgare (domesticated barley) is the source of this 1182-nucleotide messenger RNA. Its product is annotated as wax ester synthase/diacylglycerol acyltransferase 11-like. Bases 1 to 1029 code for a protein of 342 amino acids. Gene Ontology annotation, molecular function: diacylglycerol O-acyltransferase activity; long-chain-alcohol O-fatty-acyltransferase activity. Gene Ontology annotation, cellular component: plasma membrane. The record is from RefSeq and is a predicted model, not a curated record. The transcript is spliced from 4 exons. Gene Ontology annotation, biological process: triglyceride biosynthetic process. Lineage: Eukaryota; Viridiplantae; Streptophyta; Magnoliopsida; Poales; Poaceae.